AUGAGGCAAGUAAUCCAAUGUCUGAAACAGCUAUCAGAGAGACAUCGGAUGGCAAUCGUGACAUCAAUACAUCAGCCAAACUCUCUGCUCCUCUCAAUGUUUGAUCAGUUAUAUGUGCUCUCAAAGGGCGGUCACUGUGUGUUCGCCGGACGACCCAAUCAUCUCAAAGACCAUCUCAACAAUUGUGGCAUUACUUGCGCUCCAGAUAUCCUCCCAAUUGAGCUCUUGUUGAAGAUAUCAUCAAAAUUUCCAAACUCUGUCUUUAAGAAAAGGGAACUCACUUUAAAUAAUAACAAUAAUACAAAGGAAAGUAUUAACACAACACUUGUGUUGGAAAGCAAUGAAAUCGACAAACUUAUAGAGAGCUCAUGGAAACCAUCGCAACAAUUCAAAGAGAAUUGUCUAAUGAGUGGCAAACUGUCCAAAACUAUUGAUAAACAGACCAAUUAUUUUCAUUUGCAUCACUUUUAUUACCUGUUAUGCCGUGGAAUCACUUGUUUUGUGAGAUACCAAUGGCGAGUGAGCGCAUCUCUGGCUAUAUUUUCAUUCAGUGUAUCGGCAUUUCUGCUCUAUCUCUACGACACAGACAUUGGCCACGAGAGCGGGUGUUUAAACCUCUUUGCCUCAAACGAGACGCCAUCGAUGACUACAUCACAGGAACAGAUGUUACAUAUUUUAAGCCAAGAGUCAAAAGUUGUGCUAAACCUGAAGUGCCAGUUCUUCGGCAUCGCGUUCUUGCAGUUCGUGUCGAUGGCCUGUACUAUACUUGUGUUCCCACAGGAGGUCCGCAUAUUCCUCAACGAACACCACAAUAAGUGGUAUUCAACGAGUUCUUACUUCUGGGCCAAAUCAAUGGUCGAAAUACCCGUCUCAGUGCUCAUCGCUUACGUUUACUCAUUCAUCAUAUACUACGGCACCGGACAACCUGACCAGACAUUCAGAUAUAUAUACUUUACACUCAUUACGACUUGCGGUAUGAUAAUCUCCAACAGUACUGGGUAUCUGUUGGGCAUAAUAUUUGCCCGUAACUAUCAAGUGGCCACCACUUCGGGUGUAGCGCUGUUCCUGGUUUUGGUGCUGUUGUCGGGCUUCUUCGUGCCCCUAACCAUACAGCACGUCAUUGUUAGGGGUGCCAGUUAUGUGUCAUUCACCAAGAUCAUUUUUGAGUCCAUUCUCAUUACACUUUAUGGCUUUGAUCGGUGCAGUGAAUCUCAAAUGCCUAUACUUUUACAUCAGUUGAAACUCAGCGACACUCAGAUGAAGGAAAACAUGUAUUGGAUUAUAGGUCAUUUGAUAUUCUGGCGUUUGCUUGCAUUGGUUGUACUCAUUAUGAGAGCAAAUGAAUUCAAAUUGUCAUUCUUGAGACGAAAACAGAGGUUGGAUUCAAUUGAGACAAUGCAUGACAAGAAGAGUAUCACAUUAUCUCAAUUCCGAUGAAACAUAAACCAUUUGAAGAAACCGUUAAAUUUAUUGUUAUUUUUACAAAUUGUCAAUUGUUCUAUAAAAAAGUUAC
Medioppia subpectinata is the source of this 1513-nucleotide messenger RNA. Lineage: Eukaryota; Metazoa; Arthropoda; Arachnida; Sarcoptiformes; Oppiidae. The record is from the annotation of a GenBank genome assembly.